AGAAAGGUCGAGAGGACGAGAGAGUUUGGACACAGGACGUGUGGGAGUGAUUAGCCAUAGCGUGGACCGUCCUUCCCCUCCACUGUUUAAGUUACCUACCUGGUAUUUUCUCUGCCUCGCAAAAAUACGGAGAGAACCUGAGCUUUUUUUUUACCUCAAAAGUUCAGAUAACGCACCCCUCUCAGCUCGUCCGUUUGUCUUUCUAAAUUUGGAAAGGGAGACUUAAGUUCAAGAAUCCGCGAAAUUAGUUUGUUUUAACAUUCGCGGGAGUUUACUUUUCUAUCCUGCAGCAAAUAAUACCGAGGUCGUUGAUUGGUUGAUCAGCACUCCCUCGUGACGUCACAGCAUCUUUCUCUUCGAGCAAUCUUGAUCUCUCGGCGCAGAAGAACUCGGGUGCCCCCCAGAAGAAGACGGUCCUUUCUUUUUUCCCUCCUUUGACCCAGCAGCCGCCGAAGCAGCAAUCUCGCGCAGACGACAGCUAGAACAGGUGUCGCUUCAUCCCGUCACAACUGUCGGAUUACGUCUGCUACAGUCGUUGGCCUCUUCUGAGAAUCGAUAAAGCAAUCGAGACAAGAAGCCGUCCAGUACAACGCCUGAAUUGGAUCUACCUGGCGACGCCAAAUAACUUCUGACUUUAGCACUUCAGAUUUCUAAGAAACUUCCUGCAGCGACCAAGACUCGAAAAUGAGUACGCAGUCAACUGUAACCGAAAAACGCACCAUCAUCACCUCCAGCUCCGGAGGCAGCAGUAGCUCCGCCUUGCAACAAGAUGGCGGCGGCGACGACUUCUACUACAAGUCUAGCAUCCACCCCCGCAACAACCAAGUUGGGCACUCAUCCUCUCUUUCUGGGGUGAUCGGAAGCGGCAGCGGUGGAGGAAGCUACAAGAGGACCGUUGAAAUUUCCUCAGGCAUGUUGCCCUCUGGCUUCGGCAAUGUCUCCCACACUGGCGUCACCAGCGUCAAGUCCACCCGCGAGAGAGAGAAGAAGGACAUGCAGGACCUCAACGAGCGUUUCGCCAACUACAUCGAGAAGGUUCGAUUCCUCGAGGCCCAGAACCGCAAGCUCAGCUCUGAGUUGGAACAGCUGAAG
Molecule: messenger RNA, 1092 nt
Organism: Aplysia californica (California sea hare)
Lineage: Eukaryota; Metazoa; Mollusca; Gastropoda; Aplysiida; Aplysiidae
Product: 60 kDa neurofilament protein
Source: RefSeq, a predicted model, not a curated record